Tripterygium wilfordii is the source of this 1634-nucleotide messenger RNA. RefSeq names its product heat shock factor protein HSF24-like. Lineage: Eukaryota; Viridiplantae; Streptophyta; Magnoliopsida; Celastrales; Celastraceae. Gene Ontology annotation, molecular function: RNA polymerase II cis-regulatory region sequence-specific DNA binding; DNA-binding transcription factor activity. Gene Ontology annotation, cellular component: nucleus. Gene Ontology annotation, biological process: regulation of transcription by RNA polymerase II. The transcript is spliced from 2 exons. The record is from RefSeq and is a predicted model, not a curated record. The coding region runs from base 425 to 1273 and encodes 282 amino acids.
CUUUACUAGCUUCCCAUUCCAUGACUUUUUAUCCCUGUUAUAAGAAGAGUUCCCGUACACGCAUCGACAAAGAGAAAGGAGAGAAAAUUUAAAAUUGAAUCCGGUGGUGGUGCUUUUAGGGAGGUAAGUUAUGGUAUUUGUUGCUGAAAUUCUGAGAAUUUUCAUAACACAUGGAAGAAGCAGAUAGUCGUAUGCGUUCCGCUAAUCUUCUCCGCUCUAAUUUCUUCCUCUCUGGUUUCUACUGCUGGGACUGGGAAUUCUUGACCGCUCUCUUGCUCUUUAGUUGCUGAAUCGAAUCACAACAACCCAAACAAACAAACACACACAAAUCCCUAACUUUAGUUUUCGUUUGUAGUCCAGAUUUUAUUUUUUUAGGUGUAGCGAUUGGUUAUAGGGGGGUUGGUGAGGGGUAAAUCCGGAAGAAAUGGGGCAAAGAUCGGUUUCGGCGCCGUUUUUGAUGAAGACGUAUCAGUUGGUGGAUGAUCCGAGCACGGACGACGUGAUUUCCUGGAACGAGAGCGGCACAACGUUCGUGGUGUGGAAGACUGCGGAUUUUGCUAAGGAUUUACUCCCUAAUUACUUCAAGCACAACAAUUUCUCGAGCUUUGUGCGUCAACUCAACACCUAUGGUUUUCGAAAGAUUGUGCCCGACAAAUGGGAGUUUGCCAAUGAAAAUUUCCGGCGAGGACAGAAGGAGCUUCUUUUCGAGAUCCGUCGCCGUAAAACGGUGACAGUAAUGCCAACCCCGACUAAUAUCGCGGGUAAGUCAUCUGGUGCUGGUGGCAAUUCUCCUUCAAAUUCAGGCGAGGACCAGGCUUCCACCUCCACCUCGUUGCCGGAUUCAAAGAAUCCGGGAUCUGUCGACACUGCAGUGAUUGCACAGUUCGCUGAUUUAUCUGGCGAAAAUGAUAAACUGAGGAAGGACAAUGAGGUUCUCAGCUCGGAGCUCGCUCGGGCGAAGAAGCAAUGUGAGGAGUUGGUUGGGUUUCUAAGAGAGUACCUAAAGGUGGGUCCUGAACAGAUUAAUCAAAUCAUGCGGCAAGGGUGCUGUGGUUCCACCCAUGAUGGCUUGGUUGCUGAUCAAGAUGAUGACGAAAAAUGUGUUGAAGAGGAAGGAGAGGAUUGUAAAAUCUUUGGGGUGUGGUUGAAGGGGGAAAAGAAGAAGAGGGGCCGUGAAGAGGACAUUGGGUUUACUGGGCCUAACGCCAAAGAACUGAAGACGACUCUGGAAUUCCAUGCUCCCUUGAUGAAGAGCAGCAAGGUCUGCAACUAACCAUCAAUGGGCAUGGUAGCUAAGGCCUAUAACCUGCAAUAUCUAAUGAGGAGUAUAUAUAGUCAGUCAGUGGUAGCGGGAGACAAAAAGGCUCCCUACAUUCUGCAACAGUAAGGCUUAUUUUGGCCAUUAUGUGUAGUACAUAAUGCAAUAAGGAUGCGAACUUGGAGUUUAGGUUGGUUUGUCUGGUGUUUUUGUGGGAGUUGGAGAUCAAAGGCAAUUGGGUCUCUAGAGGUCUAGCCUCCUUCCCAUCAAGAAAGUUGAUUUCAGCUUUCAGUCUUUAUAAACAAAUACUGCCUAUUUGAACAAUAGUUACAAAGAAUUAUGUUAUGUGGUUAGUUAAAUUGCUUCUGGUAUUUCA